Pongo pygmaeus (Bornean orangutan) is the source of this 3397-nucleotide messenger RNA. Its product is annotated as DNA-binding protein RFX8-like. Gene Ontology annotation, biological process: late endosome to Golgi transport; regulation of transcription by RNA polymerase II. Lineage: Eukaryota; Metazoa; Chordata; Mammalia; Primates; Hominidae. The transcript is spliced from 23 exons. Gene Ontology annotation, cellular component: Golgi apparatus. The record is from RefSeq and is a predicted model, not a curated record. Gene Ontology annotation, molecular function: DNA-binding transcription factor activity, RNA polymerase II-specific; RNA polymerase II cis-regulatory region sequence-specific DNA binding. Bases 737 to 3208 code for a protein of 823 amino acids.
GAAGUGAGGAGCGUCUGCUUGGCUGCCCAUCGUCUGGGAUGUGAGGAGCCCCUCUGACCGGCCGCCCCAUCUGGGAAGUGAGGAGUGCCUCUGCCCAGCUGCCAUCCCGUAUAGGAAGUGAGGAACAUCUCUACCCGGCCGCCCAUCGUCUGGGAUGUGAGGAGCGCCUCUGCCUAGUCGCCCAACGUCUGGGAAGUGAGGAGCGCCUCUGCCCGGCCGCCCUGUCUGGGAAGUAAGGAGCGCCUCUGCCCGGCCGCCCCGUCUGGGAGGUGAGGAGCACCUCUGCCCAGCCGCCACCCCAUCUGGGAGGAAGUGAGGAGCACCUCUGCCCGGCCGCCCCGUCUGAGAGGUGAGGAGCGCCUCUGCCCGGCCCCCACCCGUCUGGGAGGAAGUGAGGAGCACCUCUGCCCGGCCGCCCCGUCUGGGAGGUGAGGAGUGCCUCUGCCCGGCCGCCCCCUCUGGGAAGUGAGGAGCGCUUCUGCCUGGCUGCCACCCCGUCUGGGAGAAUCUUUUAUUAGAAUAUGAAAAGCAGUCAGAGCAACUGGAUGUGGAAAAAGAACGUGCUGAUAAUUUUGAGCGUCAUAUUGAAGACCUUACAAGACAAUUAAGAAAUUCGACUUUGCAGUGUGAAAAAAUAAAUUCUGAUAAUGAAGAUCUCCUGGCUCGUAUUGAGACACUACAGUCUAAUGCCGAAUUAUUAGAAGUACAGAUUUUAGAAGUCCAGAGAGCCAAAGCAAUGAUAGACAAAGAAUUAGAAGCUGAAAAACUUCAGAAAGAAGAGAAGAUAAAGGAACAUGCCACUACUGUAAAUGAACUUGAAGAACUUCAGGUACAACUUCAAAAGGAAAAGAAACAGCUUCAGAAAACCAUGCAAGAAUUAGAGCUGGUUAAAAAGGAUGCCCAACAGACCACAUUGAUGAAUAUGGAAAUAGCUGAUUAUGAACGUUUGAUGAAAGAACUAAAUCAAAAGUUAACUAAUAAAAACAACAAGAUAGAAGAUUUGGAGCAAGAAAUAAAAAUUCAAAAACAGAAACAAGAAACCCUAGAAGAAGAAAUAACUUCAUUACAGUCUUCAGUACAACAAUAUGAAGAGAAAAACACCAAAAUCAAGCAAUUGCUUGUGAAAGCCAAAAAGGAACUGGCAGAUUCAAAGCAAGCAGAAACUGAUCACUUAAUACUUCAAGCAUCUUUAAAAGGUGAGGUGGAGGCAAGCCAGCAGCAAGUAGAAGUCUAUAAAAUUCAGCUGGCUGAAAUAACAUCAGAGAAGCACACAAUCCACGAGCACCUGAAAACCUCUGCGGAACAGCACCAGCGUACGCUAAGUGCGUACCAGCAGAGAGUGACAGCACUACAGGAAGAGAGCCGUGCUGCCAAGGCAGAACAAGCUACUAUAACCUCUGAAUUCGAGAGCUACAAAGUCCAAGUUCAUAACGUUCUAAAACAACAGAAAAAUAAAUCUGUGUCUCAGGCUGAAACUGAGGGCGCUAAACAAGAAAGGUUGGUCGACAACUUCUGCAUUUGCAAAGGGUGCAGCCUCCCUCGCUGUCUCAUGUAUGAGAUUUACGUGGAGACCUGUGGGCAAAACACUGAGAACCAAGUCAACCCAGCCACCUUUGGGAAGCUUGUGAGAUUGGUUUUACUGGACCUUGGCACUUGGAGGCUGGGCACUAGAGGAAGCGCCAGGUAUCAUUAUGAUGGAAUCUGUAUCAAGAAAAGCUCUUUCUUCUAUGCCCAGUAUUGCUACCUGAUAGGUGAAAAAAGGUAUCACAGUGGAGAUGCCAUUGCCUUUGAAAAAUCUACUAAUUAUAACAGCAUUAUCCAACAAGAAGCAACAUGUGAAGAUCAUUCACCAAUGAAGACAGACCCAGUUGGAUCCCCUUUGUCUGAAUUCGGGAGAUGUCCAUUUUUGGAGCAAGAACUGGCAAAGAAAUACUCCUGUAAUAUGAUGGCCUUCCUUGCUGACGAAUACUGCAACUUUUGUCGAGACAUUUUACGAAAUGUGAGGAACCAAGAACUUGAGAGGGUGGAGGACUUGCUUACUUCCUUCUGGAAGUCUCUGCAGCAAGACACAAUCAUGCUGAUGUCAUUGCCUGAUGUGUGCCAGCUCUUUAAAUGCUACGAUGUCCAGCUGUACAAGGGAAUUGAGGAUGUUCUCCUUCAUGACUUCUUGGAAGAUGUUUCUAUUCAGUACCUGAAAUCUGUGCGGUUAUUUAGUAAGAAAUUUAAGCUGUGGCUUCUUAGUGCUUUGGAAGGUGUCCUGGCCCUCUUGCAGAUCUCCAAACUCAAAGAAGUUACUCUAUUUGUCAAAAGACUAAGAAGAAAGACGUACCUUUCCAACAUGGCUAAGACUAUGCGAAUGGUAUUGAAAAGUAAGAGGCGUGUCAGCGUUUUGAAGUCAGAUCUGCAGGCCAUCAUCAAUCAAGGCACUUUGGCUACUUCUAAGAAAGCCCUGGCAAGUGACUGGAGUGGUGCAGAUGAACUGGAGAACAACCCAGAGAUGAAAUGUUUAAGAAACCUAAUUUCUUUGCUGGGAACAUCAACAGAUCUCAGGGUAUUCCUCAGCUGUCUGUCUUCACAUCUGCAAGCAUUUGUGUUCCAGCCAAGCAGAAGCAAAGAAGAGUUUAUCAAAUUAGCCGCCAGCUUCCAGCUGAGAUGGAAUCUUCUUCUCACUGCUGUGAGCAAAGCCAUGACCCUCUGCCACGGAGAUAGUUUUGGCUCCUGGCAUCUGUUUCACUUGCUGCUUUUAGAAUACGUAAUUCAUAUACUUCAGUCAUGCCUAGAGGAGGAAGAGGAGGAGGAGGACAUGGGGAAUGUCAAGGAAAUGCUACCAGAUGACCCGACUCUCAGCCAGCCAGAUCAGGCACUUUCCCACCCUCUGAAUUCCUCACUGUCGCAGGCGUGUGCCAGCCCCAGCGUGGAGCUACUGGGGGUGAUGCUGACACACAUGGGCCACGGCCGAUAUCCCGUGGGUGUGAGCAACAUGGUCCUCAGGAUCCUGGGCUUCUUGGUGGACACUGCCACGGGCGAUAAGCUCAUCCACGUGCUGUUGGAAGAUGAAACCACCGAAAGCGCAGUUAAACUCAGCCUUCCUAUGGGACAAGAAGCCCUCAUAACCCUAAAAGACGGACAACAAUUUGUGAUUCAGAUAUCAGAUGUACCCCAAAGCUCUGAAGAUAUUUAUUUCAGAGAAAGCAAUGCUAAAGUGUGAGAUUAUUUAUUUGAAUAGAGAAUAAGAAAACUGAUAGACUUGCAUUCUUAAAAAUAUUAAAUCCUAAAGUUUUUCUAUUGAUAAAAGACGAUGUUAUGUAUAUAAUAGAUGUAGCAUUGUCUAUUUUAUGUUUAUAUGUAUUUCAAGGAGGUGGUUUUGAUAAAAUAUAUAAACUGAUUUGGAGAAUAA